Hevea brasiliensis (rubber tree) is the source of this 2388-nucleotide messenger RNA. Its product is annotated as dynamin-related protein 4C-like. The coding region runs from base 226 to 2208 and encodes 660 amino acids. Lineage: Eukaryota; Viridiplantae; Streptophyta; Magnoliopsida; Malpighiales; Euphorbiaceae. Gene Ontology annotation, cellular component: cytoplasm; membrane; microtubule. The transcript has a single exon. The record is from RefSeq and is a predicted model, not a curated record. Gene Ontology annotation, molecular function: GTP binding; microtubule binding; GTPase activity.
AAUGAAACCGCCCUAUAAACAUAAAUUUCAUUGUAUAAUUUUUUCCAAAAGGGAGUGUUACUCUCUUUCUAUAAAUUCUGUCUUCCUACUUCAUUUGUACUUCAUCCCACAUAGUGUCAAUUCCUCCGAUUACACGUUCCUCACUCCCAUGUUUUUCUUUGAGGUCUUAUAACUCCAUCACCAAAACCAAAAUUUCUCUAUUUCUUUCUCUUUCUUUCCUAGAAAAUGGCUCCUAUCUCAAAUGGACCAGAUCUUGUAGAAUAUGAAGAUGCAAAUAUGGAAAACCAGGUACCCCUCGUAUCAUCCUACAACGAUCGUAUUCGUCCACUUCUUGAUGCAGUUGAUAAGCUUAGGCACCUCAAGGUCAUGAAUGAAGGUAUACAGCUCCCCACCAUCGUUGUUGUUGGGGAUCAAUCUUCCGGCAAAUCAAGCGUUCUUGAAUCAUUAGCCGGUAUCAACCUUCCCCGUGGCCGGGGCAUUUGCACCAGAGUGCCCCUUGUAAUGAGGCUGCAACACCAGCCAACUCCCACACCAGAGGUUUUCUUGGAGUUUAAUGGCAAAACAGUAUACACUGAUGAAGCCCGCGCUGCAGAUGCUAUUAGUCUUGCCACUGAUGAGAUUGCAGGCGAUGGAAAGGGCAUAUCAAACACUCCAUUAACUUUGGUUGUGAAAAAGAAAGGUAUUCCUGAUCUUACAAUGAUUGAUCUCCCUGGAAUCACUAGAGUUCCUGUUCAUGGUCAGCCCGAGGAUAUUUACGAGCAGAUAACAGGUAUUAUCACGGAGUAUAUAAGGCCUGAAGAGAGUAUCAUUCUAAAUGUUUUAUCUGCAACAGUGGAUUUUCCCACUUGUGAAUCCAUUAGGAUGUCACGACAAGUGGACAAGACUGGUGAGAGAACUCUUGCUGUGGUCACCAAGUCCGAUAAGGCACCUGAAGGGCUGCUUGAGAAGGUUGCUGCAGAUGAUGUGAAUAUAGGCCUGGGUUAUGUUUGUGUGAAGAAUCGAAUUGGUGAUGAAUCUUUUGAGGAUGCGCGAAAGGAAGAAGCUCAAUUGUUCAAAAAACAUCCACUUCUCUCCAGGAUUGAUAAAUCUAUGGUGGGCAUUCCAUUUCUGGCUCAAAAACUGACUCAAAUUCAAGCAACUAUCAUAGCCAAGUGCUUGCCAGAUAUAGCGAGAAACAUUAAUGAAAAGCUGAACGCAAGCAUUUCAGAGCUGAAUAAGAUGCCUAGGACCCCUUCCUCACCUGCUGAAGCCAUGACAGCUUUCAUGGGCAUUGUUGGAUCGGCCAAGGAGUCUCUCAGGAAAAUCCUUAUCAGAGGAGAGUUUGAUGAGUACCUUAAUGAUCAUCAAAUGCAUUGUACAGCUAGAUUGGUUGAAAUGCUCAACCUUUACUCGAAUGAACUUCAUAAGUGCUCUGAAAGUGACCCUACAAGAAACUUCCUAGUGGAGGAGAUUCGUCUUCUCGAGGAAUCCAAAGGGAUUAAACUGCCAAAUUUCCUUCCUCACAGUGCCCUCCUGAGUAUUCUGCAGAAAAAAGUUGAUGGGAUAUCAAGAAUGCAUAUCGAUUUCGUUGAAAAAAUAUGGGAUUAUAUUGAAAGUGUUGUAUUGUCUGUUUUGAUGCAUCACUCUGAGAAUUACCACCAGCUUCAGUCAUCUACCAGACGAGCAGGCCAAAAUCUUAUAUCAAAAAUGAAAGAGCAGUCUAUCGGUUGGGUUACAGAAAUCAUUCAAAUGGAGAAGAUGACAGAUUACACUUGCAAUCCAAACUACAUGAGUGAAUGGAGCAAGCUCAUGAACCAACAGGAUACAUUCAGGGGUAAAAUCCUAAUACAAGGGCAUUCUAAGGCAAAGAUUGACGGUAUUGGAGAGGUUGAAGCUGGGCAUAUCAAAGCACAUCAGGAUGUUCUGCAUCAGGCUUUUGACCUGAAGAUGAGAAUGACUGCUUACUGGAAGAUUGUAUUGAGCAGAUUGGUUGAUUCUAUGGCUCUGCAUUUGCAGUUCUGUGUUCAAAAUCUUGUAAACAAAGAGAUGGAAAAGGAGAUCAUUAGCGAGUUGAUGAGUAAUCAAGGAGGUGUAAUAGAAAGAAUGAUGGAGGAAUCGCCCUCAAUUGCUGCUAAACGUGAGAAGCUGAACAAGAGCAUCAAGUUGCUUGGAGAGUCCAAGAAGGUCUUAGGAAAUAUCAUGGACAAAAUUGCUACAUAUAGUGAUUAGAGUAGGGUCACUCUUUAUCCUUCUUUUGUGUGUUCUUAGUUUAUUAGUAUUUAAAAGUGUUUGUAUUUUGUUUUAGGGGAAGGGUUUGAGCAUUUAACCCCAUGACUCCAUAUGGUAUUUCCUUGUGCUUUUGUAUGAUUACUUACUAUAUAUGAAGAUGUUGGCCUCUUGAUUUGGUAA